UCCGCUAGAGGCGGGGCGGGGUGGGGCGGGGCUGAGAGCCGGGGCAGAUCACCUGAACCCUCUGCUUGGCUAGAGGGUCUCUGGCAGCUAGUGUGUCAACCCUACUUGCUUUCUACCCAGAGCUAGGGUCCUCUCUGGAUGGAGGAUGGGGGUGACUGCUCCCAGAGCAGAGCCUUGGCCUGCAGAGGACCGGGAGCGGGAGGAGGCGGGAACCUCGGCUCUGUCCCGUCGCCGUCUCAGCAGAUUCUUGCUUUAUCUCUACCUGGUGGGCUUCCUGGAUUUUUUUGGUGUAAGCAUGGUAGUUCCUUUAUUAAGUGUUCAUAUCAAAUCCCUUGGAGCAAGUCCAACUACUGCAGGAGUAGUAGGAUCCCUGUAUGGUGUUUUACAGCUCUUUUCUAGCACAGUAGUGGGCUGCUGGAGUGAUGUAGUAGGAAGACAGUAUUCGCUACUUGUGUGUAUUCUGUUCAGUGCUCUAGGUUAUCUACUCCUGGGCAUGUCCACUAGCUUAUUCUUAGUUGCCAUCGCUAGAAUUCCCGUUGGUAUAUUCAAGCACACGCUUUCAAUCUCAAGAGCUCUUCUUUCGGAUCUGGUUUUAGAGAGAGAGCGCCCGCUGGUAAUAGGGAAAUUCAAUACAGCAUCAAAUGUGGGUUUUAUCUUGGGUCCUAUGGUUGGUGGAUAUCUUACUGAGUUAGAAGGUGGAUUUUAUAUAACAUCCUUCAUCUGUUUCUCUAUCUUCAUGCUGAAUGCUGGUCUUGUCUGGAUAUUUCCAUGGAAUGACACAAACCUGAGCAGGAUAAAGAAUAGCCAACAGAACAGUCACAAAUUUCCUUCACACCUUCUGAAAAAGACAAAAAACAAGUCACAAGAGCCUCCAGCAGCCAAUGGCGCCAUCACACCUCAAGCAGUGACUUGGCAGCUCUGGGUUCAGAUUGUGUCUGUGCUGAGAGAUAUCAAGAAUGUGAUAUUCUCUGAAAUGUGGGACAUCUUUUCUGUGCGCUUCCUGAUGGCUCUGGCUGUCAUGCUGUACCAUAGUAACUUUGUUCUGGCAAUAGAGGAGCGCUUCGGGAUGAAACCCAGGCUGACCGGAUACAUUAUCAGCUACAGUAGUGCCCUGGGCGUGUUUGCGGGCUUUGUGCUGGGACCAAUAAUGAGACUCUAUAAGCACAACACCUACACCAUUCUGUUGCACUCUAGUCUCCUCACCUGUGUCCUCUUGCUGCUUUACUCCACCACGCUCAGCAUCUGGGUGGUCAUCUUCUGCUCCACUUUCCUGUCCUUCUCCACUGCUAUUGGCAGGAUCUGCAUCACGGACCUUCAGCUGACUGUGGGCGGGGCUCAGGCUAGCGGGACUCUCAUAGGCCUGGGCCAGUCCGUGACGGCCGUGGGCCGCAUCAUCGCCCCUCUCCUCUCUGGAGUUGUCCAAGAAUUCAGUCCCUGUGGCCCCCCCAGCCUGGGAUCGGCAUUAGCUUUAGUGGCUAUCCUCAUCAUGGUGUUAAACAAACCUUGUUACAGUAGUGAUCAAAGUGCCAAGCUCAAAAGCCAAUAAGAUGACUUCCAUCGGAAGAGAAGUAAAAUUCAUGCUGAAAGAGCCAGGGGCAAAGGCAAUGCUAUUUGAAAGCACCCUGGAGGUAUAUCAUAGGAGCAGAAUAUGCCUUUCAAGAACAAUUCCUGCUGCAGGAUUCCCUUGAGACUUGCCAAGCUGAGUCUUCCCUGAAAUUCUGCAUUCUUGUGUUGCUGCAUUGCUUGGUGUUGGGGUCAGGGAAAGGGGGCUCUUCAGGCAUGUCUGAAGUCUUACUCUUGGGUUCUGGAUGAAGCUCCUGCGUUUCUGCAGACAUAGCAGCCCCCAAACCAGACGUCAGAAUGUUGAUGGCCCCCGUUCAGGGUCAAUGUUCACCAGGAGAAUGCAUCCCUAGGAGAUCCAUCUGCUACUUGUCCUACUACCAUUUUUAAAGAAAAGAAGAUACCAGCUAUUGAACUUGGGAUGGGCUUGUAGAAUAUGUACAAGCACUCUUGGAAUGGAUUGCCAAAGCAAGAUUCUUGGGAGAAUGGAAGUAGCUACAAGGACUUACCCACUAAAUGAAAGUAAAAGUGCACUUUAAGAUAAACAUCCAUGAUUGGGUGGGUGGCAAUGAUUUCUUAUUCACAUAGCUUAUCCUCUCCAUGGAAAUUCUGAAGAAAAGACAACUCCCAUUAAAUCAGUUUGUCAUCUUUGGAGUAGAAUGAUUUAUUUCCUAUCCUUGAUUGAUUUUGGAGAUUUUCUUAAAAUGAUGUUUAUACAAAGUGAUAUUAUCAGUUCUUCCUGUUGAAAUGUGGAAGGUUACAUAGAUUCUUUGAUCCUGUUCCAUGUGUGUUAAGUGUUAGCUGUACCAUUCCUGUCAGAAGAUUUCCUUAGGACUUGACUAAGAGCGCUGCAGUCAGCCAAGAUGAAUCUUACAGAAAUUGUGUAUGCUUGUGUUGCUACAUUGCACAGGGAAUAGAACAUUGCCACAUUAAGUUAAGGAAACCUUAUUAAUAAUAGGGCGGUGUCAUCAGGUAAGAUGUCACAUCUCAUAUGUUACUGAAUGAUAUAAAGGAGCCUUAAGAUUGUUUUGAAAACCUACUUGCUGUGCAUGAGCCCCUCAUGUGGGACCAGAAGAGAUUUUCAGUAUUUGUCAAGGAGAAACAAUACAACCUCCCAUAACCCUAAUGUCUGUGUUGCAUACUUCAGUUACAUUUGUUUGCGUACUAUUUAGGAGCCCAAGAGUGAGCUCAAGACCAAGUAUGCCGACAGAUGGGUGCGAGAAAGUUUUCCUAACAGGGACUUGUACACACUUACUCAUAUGUAGGUUCAAAUUCCUGGUUUGACAAGCUAGAGUCUGUCUGUAAUGUAGGGCAAGCCAAUGAACCCCACUGGUUUCUGACAACUCUAAAAAUCCCAGGCCUAGUUUAAAUAUAUUAUGUAGAAUGAUUUUAAUAUAAAUAUGUAAUUUUAAUGAUGCUUUUUUAAACAAUAGGUACUUCUUAAACAAAUAUCUUAACAAACCCACCUAGAGUUCCUUUCCCCAAAACAAUUUGACUAAGUGCAGGAUUCCUUUUCAGAAAGGAGACAUGGUAAAGAUGAAAAGAUGUUUUUCUAGGUUAGAAGUUGGUUUUUUUUCCCCAUUUCCUUCUACAUAAGGAUGCUAUUGAUUCAAUCACUUGUGAUUGAACUGAAGUCAAACCUGUAAUAAUUAAUUCCAUAAAUAUUUAUGAAGCACCUUCUGGAUACAUAGGAACUAUAAAGACUCUCUUUUAAGUUUCUUAUACUUUUAUUGGGAGAAGGGCACACAAAAUCAUAGACUUAGAGCUGGAGAGGACCUCAGGUGUCACUCGUCCAACACCAUCAUUUUACAGAUGUGAAAAUAGGACCAGGUGGGAAGCAAUGUGACUAAUUCUCUCUGAGCCUCACCUUUCUCAUCUGUAAAAUGAGGAAAUUAGACAAAAUGUAUCUCUAAGGUGCUUUCUGUUCUGGAUUUACAAGUCUAAGAUCCUUGAACAAGAGAGAAGUUCCAUACAGUAAAAAACGGAGGACUGAGAAGUGUUAAUAGAAAGAUAAAGGGAAAGAGACUGUGAAAAAAACUGCUGAAUGCACCCUAUGUCGUUAUCUUCUUUGUUCACACAAACAAAAUGACAGCUUUUCUAAGGGGAUUGUCAAAUUUAGGCAUAUUUUUAGGCUGCAAAAAGCAAAAUUAUAUAAUAAAUAUUAAGGGUCCAAACAGAGAGAUCCAGAUUUGACCUUUUGUUGAUGGAUAAGAUGGCCAGCAAGUUAGAGAGCACUUUAAGGUUUGUGAAGCACUUUUCCCAUGUUAUCUCAUUUCAUCCUUACAUCAGCCUUGUGAGGUAAAUGUUCCUAUACCCAUGUUACAAUAAGAAAACAAGCUAAAUGACAUGUCCAAGUUCAUUUAGUUAGUUAAGUUAGGAUUAGAACUCAUGUUUUCCUGACAGAUUAGUGUUCAUUAUUCUUCAGAUAAAAUGAAUCAUUCCUUCUGUAUAUAUAAAAUUCCUUCUGUAUAUAUAAUAUUCUGCAAUGUUUUUACUCUUUAAUUGACAGAUUUUACUUGGGGUUUCAAUGGAUAUUUUCUUAAGAUAUUUCUUACAUGUUAAUCCAUUAAGAAUUUGGAAUAUAUGUUCUCAGGGAGAUACCAACUGAUACUAUCUGCUAUUAAAGUUCUUAUUUAUUUGUUUUGUCUUGAA
Molecule: messenger RNA, 4212 nt
Organism: Monodelphis domestica (gray short-tailed opossum)
Lineage: Eukaryota; Metazoa; Chordata; Mammalia; Didelphimorphia; Didelphidae
Gene: SLC67A2
Product: solute carrier family 67 member 2
Biological process (GO): transmembrane transport
Molecular function (GO): transmembrane transporter activity
Source: RefSeq, a predicted model, not a curated record